Paecilomyces variotii is the source of this 1137-nucleotide messenger RNA. RefSeq names its product Fms-interacting protein-domain-containing protein. Gene Ontology annotation, cellular component: THO complex part of transcription export complex. Gene Ontology annotation, biological process: mRNA export from nucleus; positive regulation of DNA-templated transcription, elongation. The record is from RefSeq and is a predicted model, not a curated record. Gene Ontology annotation, molecular function: mRNA binding. The transcript has 3 exons. NCBI's taxonomy places the organism in Eukaryota, Fungi, Ascomycota, Eurotiomycetes, Eurotiales, Thermoascaceae. Bases 384 to 1013 code for a protein of 209 amino acids.
GAAAUUUGCCCCCAACGUGUCUAUCUCUCCCCUGCAGUCAAUCAGAGAUUCAGAAUCAUAUAAGACACUGUUAAACGGUGUUUUUCUCACUUUCCCCACCUGUUGAUAUCAGAAUUGCUGUUUUCAGCCAAGACGCAACUGUGUGCUGUGAUCAAUUGUCUCCAAUGGUCCAAAUCACCUUGCUAGGUGCAGCACUCGACAUUCUUCCUUUCGACCCAUAAGCGACCGCAUCUCUGCCACGAGGCCAUCCCAUCCCAUCCCAUCCAGCCCAUCCGUGAAUCGAGAUCCGAACUCGAGCUCCUCCAGAUCUGCCCUCCUUCUCCGUUGGCCGUGUUUCCCGCCUUCCAUCCUACUCGAUCCGUGCGGUAUUCUCGUCUGCCACCAUGACCGUCACAGAUAUUGUCACGGACCCUGCCCUCCUGCCGGUCUUGCGCGUCAGCGCAAAUACCCUUGCAGAGUGCCAGAAGCUCUUGGAUCUCCUCGAACCAACCUCCUCACCACCGCCGGAAAAUGCGAUGCUCGAGGUCUCGAAGCAGCAGAAGCGAGUCUAUUCGCUACUGUCCCAGCUGCGUGGAUUGAAUCGCGAUGCGAUCUUCGGAGUCCGCCAAACAAAACAAGCGACCGCAGAGGCUCGUCAGGAAAUCGAUCGGUUGCACCUCCAGCUGCAGAACCUAUAUUACGAGCAAAGACACCUGACGAAUGAGAUUGCGGCCUGUGAAUCCUAUGAUCAUAAAUACCUAUCCCUACCAUUAAUCCCAGUCGAAGAAUUCCUAGAGAUCCACCCAGAGUACAAGGACUCCGAUCCUCACGAGCUGAUGAUCGCGCGCAUCAACCAUGAACAUGCAGAGCGGGAGAAGCUCGAACAGGCGCGCCAGGAGCUUCUGAAGCGGAAACAGGCACUCAUCGCAGAGAACAAGAAACGGAAAGAUGAUCUGGCUAAUCUGGAUCAGGACCUAGAGAGAUUCAUUGAUGCCGCGAAGCCGAUCCAGAAGAUUUUCGAAAAGGAAUAUUGAUCUCGUUCGAUUACAUAUGCUGCUAUUUUUGAGAUUUCGCAUUGGGGGGAGUGUAUAUGUAUCGUGGUUUUUCGGGUCCAUUGAAGGCGUUUCGAAGGUCAAAAAGAUACCCAUGCUUUUUUUC